Messenger RNA from Aspergillus oryzae RIB40, 831 nucleotides. RefSeq lists its product as uncharacterized. NCBI's taxonomy places the organism in Eukaryota, Fungi, Ascomycota, Eurotiomycetes, Eurotiales, Aspergillaceae. The transcript has a single exon. The record is from RefSeq and is a predicted model, not a curated record. The coding region runs from base 1 to 831 and encodes 276 amino acids.
AUGGGUACAGGCGAAGCUGCUUCCCGCCCCGACCAGACACCGCAUUUUCGGCAUGUUUUCCGGGAUAGCUUCCUUCGAAGGGGCUUUGAUGCUUUUAUGUCCAACCUAGAUACUAAGGCUAAAUGGCUGCAAAUGGUCGACCAGCUUGACUGUACUGUUCGAGGUGACUAUUUACGGAUGGAUGUUUCGCUGGGUGGCAUGCCGUGCACCCUUGAUAAUGCGGAAAUUAUGGAUGACUACCGUAACCUGGUCAUUCUCCAGCCAGGAAGUGCGCGACUAGCUAAGGAGGCGGCCAUUGGUCUACUUGUGGCUCGUUUCUUUUUUACACUAGACGGCGAUUUCGAAAAACCGGUUAUCGGGUUGGACCUAUGGUACCAUGGCACAAUCCGGUGCAAGGGUCCAGCCAUGGCUGUUGUUGAGGCCUUACGGCGGUUGAGUCUGGAUAAUGUAGAUUUCGUGACCGAUUCUGAGACUCUUGGAGCGUUUGGCGGCGUACAAGAUAUCUGUCCUGCCUGUGGACGUUAUUCGAAAACUGUUUCGUUCACCUUACGCCAUCCCGGUGAGAUCAUGAACAUUUACAUGCGUGUAAACCAGCACAAGCAGUGGAGGAUAAGCGGGUUCCCGGCUAGCAUGUCAUCUUUUGCGGAGAAACAGUAUCUGUACGAUCAAUUCGGCCGUCUUGAUCACGGACGGCCUGCUACAACGCCUUGUAACACAUGUAACCCUGCAGCUGACUCUUUUCGCGGCAAACGCAGGAAACGGACGUCGGUAACAUCCACGGAGGAGCGGAGAAACAAACGGGUGUGUAUUGCAGGGGACGUUGCAGACUAG